UCACCUCCACAUCCUGCUCCUCAGGAUAUACUCUGUGUCUGCUGAGAGUUUCACUGUUGUUUAGUCCUGUCAUAUUUUACUUUUUGACUCACAACAACUCGACUAAAAUGAUUUCCUGUAUUGUAUUUGUCUUACUUAUUUCUGUACCAGAAGGUAGUUUUCAAGUCGCUCCAGAUGCCUCCUCAACUACACUGAGUACCUCCAAACAAACUACAGAGAUACAGAACCCAAGCACUACAACAGCCCCAUUAACAACUGACCAUACGACACAUCAGUCAACCACUGUUCAGUCGACAGCCCAGUUAACCACUGACCAUUCAACAGCCCAGUUAACCACAGUUCAGUCGACGGCCCAGUUAACCACAGUUCAGUCGACGGCCCAGUUAACCACUGUUCAGUUGGCAGCCCAGUUAACCACUGAACAUCUGAAAGAUCAGUCAACUACUGUCAAUCCAAGCGAUCAGUCAACUACUAAACAUCUGGGAUCCCAGUCAACUGUUAACCGUUUAAUAUCGACAGUUUGGUCAACCACUGACCGUUUGACAGAUCAGCCCACAACUGACCGAUCAUCCACAAACAAGACCACCUCUGAACAAACAUCUCCAUCUCAGACAACACUAAAAGAAUUUAAUAGCAACACUAUUAAUCAAACAACACAAUUGCCACUUACCAAGAGCACACAAACCACCUCACAAUCUACACAGCAGCCCAACAAUUCUACUGUUCAAGAACCAUCAACGGGAACAUCACGUCCUACAGGACAAAACAAUGCAACCUCCAUCAUAGCUCUGGAAGGUAAAGGGGAGAAAUUUGUGGUUGGAAAUCCUGGGCUCAUUGCAGUGCUGUGUAUUUUCUUCAGUACGUUGGCCAUGAUUCUUGUAAUUGUGAUAGUGAAGGUGGUUCAAGCCAGGAGACCACAGUUUGAAAGGCUUGAUGAUUUACCGAUGGGUGGAAUAACUGAGGAUGCCCCCUUUGCCCGCUACCGUUCAAAAUAAAGAAGACACAUAGAUUAUCUCAAAGAUCCUGGGACCCCAUGUGACAGAAAUGUGUCUGUAAGAACACAAAGAAAUCUAAGUGGAAGCAGUAGGCCAUCAGGGAUUUUUUCAUCUUCAUGCAUACAGAAAUUUUGGACAUAGGCUACUAGUCACUAAUUUUUGCAUACUAUAUAUUAUUGAAUUAGGUGAUUCCAGGUGCAGGGAAUGUGUAAUAAUACAAAACAGAUUUAGCUGGGAUUUCGACAAAAUUUAGAUUUAUUGUUUACAACAAUGAUUAUUUAUUGGCAGGAAUACAGUUUGCUGUCCUUUACUGCUAUUAGGUUGAAACAAAGGGGCUGCAGUUCCAUUUGGUGCCACUAGAGGAGCAGUCAUUACAUACACAUCAUCUAUUUAACGGUACUUGAUCAUUCUGUAUGAUUUACAUUUUUAUUAAGUUUUGUAUAUAGUUAAAAAAUUUUAAAGCACAAAUUUAAAGCACUUUUAUAGACUUAAGACAUGAUGUGCAAUACCCAAUGUAUUAAGGACCUAUGAUCACCUUAUUUUUGUCCCAAAAUGUCACAGCCAAGAUUCAAAUUUUGAAAGUGGUUUAGUAUCGAAUGAUGUCUCAUUUGCCUCAAUACAGUGUACUAGGUGCAAUGAUGAUUUACACAGUAAAUAUUUAUAAGAUAGUGUCACUGAAGCAUGCCAUUUUCAUCUUAACCUCUAGAUGGCAAUCAAAUAUCACAAGCAAUAUAAUGAUUUUUUAAAAUAUAAUGAUCCAGUAAAUAAACCUAAAUGAUGCAAUAAAACCAGCAGUUAAAAUUUAUAGAAAUACAUCCAUCCACACUUGACAGAAUUUCUUGUGGUCUUUAUUUUUCAUGCUAGAAAGAUUUAAAUAGACAAAUAUGACACUAUGCUAUAUACCAGGGCUUUUUGUGAGCAA
This is a messenger RNA of Misgurnus anguillicaudatus (oriental weatherfish), 1917 nucleotides long. RefSeq names its product colon, intestine and stomach enriched 1 (gene cist1). The record is from RefSeq and is a predicted model, not a curated record. Lineage: Eukaryota; Metazoa; Chordata; Actinopteri; Cypriniformes; Cobitidae.